Drechmeria coniospora is the source of this 657-nucleotide messenger RNA. RefSeq lists its product as uncharacterized. The transcript has a single exon. The coding region runs from base 1 to 657 and encodes 218 amino acids. The record is from RefSeq and is a predicted model, not a curated record. Lineage: Eukaryota; Fungi; Ascomycota; Sordariomycetes; Hypocreales; Ophiocordycipitaceae.
AUGGGAUCUUCCUCAUCUAAAGUGUCUACGGUGACCAGCCGUUCAGGCGCUGGCCGCAAGUUCCCUACGAGGGCUCCGAAUUCUUCGAUUCCUCCUCGCCUCCCACUAUUGAGGGCAACCCCGUCUCCAACAUCGCUGGAUCCAGCGUCUUCGGAUCAUGGUAAGGGGCAAUCUGCCGGGACUCAAACAGGCUCAAUUCCAGGUCAAUCACAAGCUAACACCAAUUCCUGUGAAUCCAUAGCCAUCCGUGCCAACCCCGGGAAUCCUCAAUUCGCCUCAGACAGCACCUUCUCUGAGCGCCUUCAUCGCAUGGGUGUCGUUCUACCCAACCCAGGGUCCAGGUCUUCGCGCAUAGCGAAUGCAUCUCCUGGAGGAGAUCACACAGCUCCUUUCUUCCCCACUACGAGCCGAAAUACAACGCUAUCCGCCCUCGCAGCUAGGCGGGCCCUCCAAGACGUUGCCGACCAGGAGCUCGAAAAGAUGGGCAGUCGUGGAUUCCAUGGCCGGCGCUUUCUCGAUAUUCGUUCUAUUGUCGACGCCAUGCGGAUGUGUGAUCGCGGCGUGCCCCAAUCUGAAAUUGAAAAGAGACUGAAGCUUCAACCCGGCGUCUUGAGCAGAUUAGGCUAUCCAACAUUCCUGACAAAUGCUGCCAGUUGA